GUGACAUACUGCCGAGAGGUUGUAGGGCAAGAGGGUGUCUCCCCCAAACGGGCCGACCCUCCCGCGGCCUCGUCGCAUGGACUAUAAUAGGAUGAACUCCUUCUUAGAGUACCCACUCUGUAACCGGGGACCCAGCGCCUACAGCGCCCCAACCUCCUUUCCCCCCAGCUCGGCCCCGGCCGUUGACAGCUACGCAGGCGAGGGCCGCUAUGGCGGGGGGCUGCCGAGCCCCGCGCUGCAGCAGAACUCGGGCUAUUCAGCCCAGCAGCCGCCUCCGGCGCUGGGGGUGCCCUUCCCCAGCUCUGCGCCCUCCGGGUACGCGCCGGCCACCUGCAGCCCCGGCUACGGGCCUUCCCAGUACUACCCUCUGGGUCAGUCGGAAGGAGACGGAGGCUAUUUCCACCCCUCGAGCUACGGAGCCCAGCUAGGGGGCUUGUCCGACGGCUACGCAGCGGGUGCGGCGGGCCCGGGGCCCUACCCUCCGCCGCAGCCCGGUUACACGAACGAGCAGACGGCAAGCUUUGCACCGGCCUACACUGAUCUCCUCUCCGAGGACAAGGAAGCUCCCUGCCCGUCAGAACCCAGCACCCCCACGGCCCGGACCUUCGACUGGAUGAAGGUUAAGAGAAACCCACCCAAGACAGCUAAGGUGUCGGAGCUGGGCCUGGGCCCUCCGGGCGGCCUCCGCACCAACUUCACCACGCGGCAGCUGACCGAGCUGGAGAAGGAGUUCCACUUCAACAAGUACCUGAGCCGGGCCCGGAGGGUGGAGAUCGCAGCCACCUUGGAGCUCAAUGAAACACAGGUCAAGAUUUGGUUCCAGAACCGGCGCAUGAAGCAGAAGAAGCGCGAGCGGGAGGGAGGCCGGAUGCCCCCGGCCCCACCAGGCUGCCCCAAGGAGGCCGCGGGAGAUGCCUCGGACCAGUCAACGUGCACCUCCCCGGAAGCCUCGCCCAGUUCUGUCACCUCUUGAACUGAACCUACGACCGACCGACCGACGGGGCUUCUAGGCACUGGAGCGCCUCGGUCCAGCCCUCUCCUAGGCUGUCCCCAAGCUGAGGCCUCGGUUUCACUGUCUUGGUGAUCCUCUCCAAGGCU
Messenger RNA from Carlito syrichta (Philippine tarsier), 1098 nucleotides. It is a transcript of the gene HOXB1, whose product is annotated as homeobox B1. Bases 77 to 973 code for a protein of 298 amino acids. The record is from RefSeq and is a predicted model, not a curated record. Gene Ontology annotation, molecular function: DNA-binding transcription factor activity, RNA polymerase II-specific; RNA polymerase II cis-regulatory region sequence-specific DNA binding. Gene Ontology annotation, cellular component: nucleus. The transcript is spliced from 2 exons. Gene Ontology annotation, biological process: regulation of transcription by RNA polymerase II. NCBI's taxonomy places the organism in Eukaryota, Metazoa, Chordata, Mammalia, Primates, Tarsiidae.